CUUGCUCACACCGAUGAUCUCCAGGGGGGAAAACGAAAUGAAACCCAUGAACCGAGUAGAGAGCCCCCAUCCCACUGAUCCCAGAGCCUGGGGCAGACAAGCCACGCCAAAGCGGAAGGUCGUACAAAGACGCAGAGCCAAAAAAGCCAGACCAGGGGACCGAACUUGCACCGCGCACGCAAGCAACGCCCAGCGCCAGGCGUUGUCUUGCUACGUACGGACUACGUUAGUAGCUGCCACGGCGGCGCGCCCCAGGCUAGCGAGCGAAACGGGGAAACGGCCCCGGUUGCUGGGGUUGGGAGGAGGAGGACGACGACGAAGAGGGUAUCCUGGAAGCCAUCCCGGGAGCUUCACGGGGCUCUCGGACAUGCCCCUAUCGUGGGUUGGGGACGGAGACGGGCUCCCCUUCCAACGGCUCGGGGCCUGCAUGAGGGACCAGCGGCCGGAGCCAGCAUCGACAUGACAGACUUGCUUCCCACAUGCCGAAUGCGGAUGUUGGAAACUCCAUUGACCUGGGUACCGAGAACCAUGAUGGAUGGCUUCUGUCUCGUGUAUGUCUGCCAUCAGGGGGCAUCACGUUCGAUAAGACAGCCUCCCCCACGCUCCAUCUCUCAAAGUCGACCAACCCAUCCAGCACGUCCAAAACAUCCCACGCACGAUUCCAUUCCACUGCCGCGCCGACCUCCCUCUGCGGACCCAAACCACCACAACCCGCCCCCGGCCAUGAUGGCAUCGGGGCUAACUAUCCUGUACUUCGCGCCCUGUACUCGCGCCCUGUCCCGCCCCCGUCGGACCUUUCUCCAGCCCGUCGUUUGUUCGCUUUUUCGCUUGGUUGCCCAUCACCCUCGUCGCCCGGUUCGCCAUGCCCGGUCGCGACAUCGGUUGCCAGCCGGACCACGACUUGACGUCGGCAGGGUAAGAAAGACGGGUGUAACCCCCGGUCUGGCAGAUGGAGGCUGCGUGGGUUUGGUUUGAGCGUACUACGUACUAUGUAAGGCGAGGGCGAGGGCCGAGUUGCUCCCCAAGUACCGCUGCUCGGCGUAUGCUGCCGGUCUUCCAGCUUGGGAUACACACACUUUCCCAACAUGACGACGUGGACUCAUGCUUUGCGCUGGCGCGGGCAACGGCGGACCACCGAACUUACAGACGUGGGCACGUAGAAACCGGAGACGCAGCGACCCGGCGCCUCAAGACAAAGCAGCCCGUUUCACUACCGGGCUCUGAACGCACAACCCCAAUCUCCAGUGUCCUAUCGCACCUAGUCUGUUUCACCAACUCAGCCCGGGUCAACAACAAGCUUUGGCCUUUGAAGCCCCCCGGUUGACCAUGGACCCAUUCAACGUCCGAUCCAGGAGAUCCUGCCAAUUCACCCGGAGUAUGGCCGCUCUGCUGUCUGCCGUGUAAUUAUCGCCUUGAGCGGUCCAUGUGUAAUGUCGUCUAGCCACGUAGAUUGCAUCGUCGUAUUAGUUCAAAAAGUAUCAUCAACCGUGAUGGAGAGAAAGAACGUAAUGGCUAAUUUCUCUCGGCUGGAAAUAGUAGCGGGUGGCAAUUCCCUCCCCCUGAUAUCUCUCAAUACCAAUGAAGUGUGUCUUGGUUUGAUCCGAGUUGAUUCAGAAUGGGUCGUGCAAGGUUGAAAGA
This is a messenger RNA of Ilyonectria robusta, 1638 nucleotides long. RefSeq lists its product as uncharacterized. The record is from RefSeq and is a predicted model, not a curated record. The transcript has a single exon. Lineage: Eukaryota; Fungi; Ascomycota; Sordariomycetes; Hypocreales; Nectriaceae. The coding region runs from base 460 to 975 and encodes 171 amino acids.